UUGUUGGUUUAUUGCAAUAUGAAAUUAAAAAUAUCAACUUUUAAAGAACCCAAGCAUGUUGGGGUUGUUGUAUGUGUAAGUUGGAAUAAUACUGAAGAUGUUUUUUCAUGUGGCGAUGACCACAAGCUCCUCAAAUGGAACUUAGUGAACAGCGAAUGUAUGGUCAUCACCACAUUUUCUGAUGACUUUUAUCCAACUGGCAUGCACUUGUUCCCAAAAGUUAACGUUGGCGGCAAUAAACAUCAGCACGAUGUUAUUUUGAUAUCUUCUGCUGAUGGAAAAUUUCAUAUUGUAAAUCACAAUGGCCGCAUAGAGAAAAGUGUUAAUGCCCAUCAAGGAGCUUGUUUAACUGCCCAGUGGAGUCCAGAUGGCGCAGGACUCCUAACAGCUGGUGAAGAUGGAUUCGUAAAAGUCUGGUCCAGAAACGGGCUGCUUCGAUCUACAAUCGUACAGUCAGACGUGCCGUGUUACAAUGCAGUGUGGAGUCACGACAGCAGCGCUAUACUUUACACCAAAGGAAACUUUCUCGUCAUCAAACAGCUGAAUUCGAACACUAAGAUUACCAAAUGGAAGGCCCAUGAUGGAUUGAUUUUAUGCGCAGCUUGGAACGCCAACAACAAUUUGAUAAUAUCUGGCUCCGAAGAUGGCCUUACCAAGAUCUGGGACACGUUUGGCCAGCAGAUCUCAGUGAGUGUAAAACACGACCAGCCUAUCACCAGCGUUAGCUGGUCUCCUGCUGGGGACCUGUUCAUCAUCGGCAGCUACAACCUGAUCAGAUUGUGCAACGCUAAUGGAUGGUCUCACUGCCUGGAUCGCCCUUCAACAGGUAGUAUUUACAGUCUCGCCUGGUCAUCUGAUGGGACCCAGUUGGCUGCAGCUUGUGCUAAUGGCCAUGUGCUGUUUGCACAUGUUAUUGAUAGAGAGUACACAUGGAAAAAUUUCGCAUGCACCCAAGUCGGCAGGAAGGUGAUAUCUAUAAAAGACAUCAUCACCGACCAGAGCGACCAACUGGAUUACCCAGACAGAGUGAUACAGAUGGCCCUUGGAUAUAACCACUUGGUGAUCGCCACGGUGAAGCAGUGCUUCAUCCAUAAACUGACAUCUUGGAAUACUCCAGUCACGUUUGAUUUGAAGGAAGGGACGAUCAGUAUGAUACUUCUAGCAGAAAGAUGUCUCUGUAUUGUGGAAAGGGCCGGACUCUCAGUGUACAGUUACAUGGGGCGGCUGCUAGCCAGUCCUCGUUGGGGAGCCCGCCCCGAAACCCUGGGCAGAGCUGCAGUAUCGCUUGGUCCCGAUUCCCUGGCUGCCAUAGACCAGACAGAUAAGAAAUUGAUCCACGUUUUUGAUCUCCCCACUGGAAUCGUAGUACGAAGCUCAGCAGAUAACGCUGUAACGAAGCUAUCCCACAAGAUGACUGUCUCAUCCAUAGCUUUGAGCCAGACUGGACCGAUCAAUGAAAGGCAGCUAGCUUUACUGGACUAUAACAGAGACUUGUAUGUUGUCACUGUAAAGGACAGUAAGCCUAAGUUUGUGAAGCUAGGUUCACAAAUCCUAAGCGUGGCUUGGAGCGCAGAAACGGAGUUGCUGGUGGGACUACGAGCUAAUUCCGCUGUUGCAUGGUGUUGCCCAAGGGCGGCCACUCAGCCGGACUGGCUAGCUCUUACCACAGUGAAUAAGGAGAUUAGUGACUUAGGCCGUAAUCCAACAAUCGUCAGCAUUGAGGAUGGCGUUGCAAGAAUAUGUCGCGGCAAUGGAUCUAUUUUGCACGUCUCCCUUGCUGCAUUCCCUGAGAAGCUCCUGAAACAUGUUGCUGCUAAUAUGUGGCAAGCUGCUCUGCAGCUAUGCCGAACUGUAGAAGAUGAGACACUAUGGGCUUGUUUAGCAGUGCUAGCAUGGCAGCAUAACCAACUUGCAGUAGCCGAGGAAGCCUUCGCACUGAUACAUCAGUAUCAUCAAGUCUGUUACAUACAACAUCUCAGGACCAAUAUUCCCGAAAAGCUGAACUAAAUGAAUGUGAAGCAUAA
Molecule: messenger RNA, 2024 nt
Organism: Ostrinia furnacalis (Asian corn borer)
Lineage: Eukaryota; Metazoa; Arthropoda; Insecta; Lepidoptera; Crambidae
Gene: Oseg5
Product: intraflagellar transport protein Oseg5
Exons: 14
Coding region: 19-2007 (662 amino acids)
Biological process (GO): cilium assembly
Cellular component (GO): intraciliary transport particle B; cilium
Molecular function (GO): protein binding
Source: RefSeq, a predicted model, not a curated record